Pyrus x bretschneideri (Chinese white pear) is the source of this 3001-nucleotide messenger RNA. Its product is annotated as receptor-like protein kinase FERONIA. Gene Ontology annotation, molecular function: protein kinase activity; ATP binding. The record is from RefSeq and is a predicted model, not a curated record. Bases 228 to 2861 code for a protein of 877 amino acids. The transcript has a single exon. NCBI's taxonomy places the organism in Eukaryota, Viridiplantae, Streptophyta, Magnoliopsida, Rosales, Rosaceae. Gene Ontology annotation, biological process: protein phosphorylation.
ACGCAAGAGAGAGGAUGUAACUUGACUAAUAGAUGUUGAUCGAGAAUCUUUAUUCCAAAACUUGACUUGAAAAGUCUUUGAUGAUCAUAUGUCCCACUUAAAUCUCAGCAAUUUCCAGUGAGAGAGAAACACACAACCACACAUAUGACAUAUCUAUAAACAAGUGCUGAUCACUGUAUUCAUGCAUACAACCCAAGCAACAAAUUAACACCUUUAUACCAUUUACCAUGACCAUAUCAAAUUUCAUCUCUCAUCUGUACCUUUCCUUGUUUCUACACAUAAUCAUUGCCACCACACUCGCCGCCACCGAUCCCCCACCUAUCUACACUCCGGUGGAAGAUAUCACUGUCAUCUACACUCCGGUGGAAGAUAUCACUGUCAAUUGUGGCGGUUCCGGCCUGUUAUUUAAUAAAUACGAUCAACGAAAUUGGAAUGGAGAUAUCAGCUCAAAGUUUACCCCCAUAGACCUACACCGAGCAGCUGGUAGUAACACAUCCAUGUCCAAAGAAGCACCUCGCUCGUUCUCUGUCCCCCAAAUUCCUUACACCACAGUUCGGCUUUCUCGCUCUGAAUUUACUUACAGAUUUAACCUCACCGCCGGCCAAAAGUUCAUCCGCUUGUACUUUUACCCUGUUUCGUACCCUGACUUUGACCGCUCCGAAGCGCUCUUUUCUGUCAAAGCAGGUGGAUUUACCUUUCUCAACAACUUCAAUGCUUCUGUCAAUGCCGAUGCCGAUGCUUAUGAGGAGGGGACAUUAUACAGAGAAUUCUGCAUCAACAUUGAGGAAGAAGAACAAAUUCUAAACAUCACAUUCACUCCCAGUCGAAGCAAAGCAAGCCCGGAUGCGUAUGCGUUUAUCAACGGAAUUGAAAUUGUGUCCAUGCCCCCAAAUCUUUACUACACUGCACCAGAACACCCCUAUGGGAUUGAAAUCAUAGGCACCGAAAAUACGAUUCGCGUUGAAAACAGCACUGCUAUGGAGACAGUUUACAGAAUCAACGUAUACGGACGCGGGUUGUUUUUCAAUGAAGACACCGGCUUGUACCGCAACUGGGAGGGUUAUUCAUUUGAGCUAACUUACUUGGAUGAUGCAAGUUUUUGGUCGAGCGUUCAAGCACAAAACCCAAGCCUUCAUCUCGAGUUUCAUCUCCACUUUGCAAAAACACCCAACUACUCCGCUCCGGAGCAACUUUACAAAACCGGGAGGUCAAUGGGCCCGGACGCCACCAUCAACCAGCGGAACAACCUCACCUGGGGAUUUCCUGUCCCUCCCAAGUUUUAUUACCUGGUUAGGCUUCAUUUUUGUGAGUUUCAGGCUGAAAUUAGAGAGAUUGGUGACCGAGUGUUUCUGAUCUACAUAGCCAAUCAAACGGCUGAAACAGGAGCCGACAUAAUCCAGUGGAAUGGCGGGAAUGGGAUUCCAACGUACAGAGACUAUGUUGUGUUCAUGCCUUCCGGCACGGGAAACGAGGAGAAAGUAUUUCUCUACGUCACACUGCAAGCAAACCCUCAACAUUGGAAGACUAAGUACUUGGAUGCAAUUUUGAACGGGCUGGAGAUCUUCAAACUGAAUGAAACAAAUGGUAGUCUCGCUAGACCAGACCCCGAUCCCCCACAUCCUCAUCCGCAAGAAGUGAGCCCAUCAAGCAAAAAUCUUUCCAAGUCAAGGACUCAUUUUAUUGCCGUUGUUGCUGGUGCAGUUUCCGCCGCACUCGUAGUGUUUUCCGUACUAGGGUUACUCUUGGUUUUUAGACACCGACGGAAAUAUGCCAAGGGCUACGUACACUCUAGCCGCAGAGCGGCAAACUCAACCAAGUCACGGGGCGGCUCAACUUUGCCGUCCGAUUUGUGUCACUACUUUUCGCUAAAGGAGAUCAAAGCCGCCACCGAAAACUUCAAUGAUACUUUCAUUAUUGGUGUUGGUGGAUUUGGCAAUGUGUACAAAGGGUAUAUCGAUGGUGGGGCUACCCCGGUUGCGAUCAAACGACUGAAACCCGAGUCUUCACAGGGGGCCAACGAGUUCAAGACAGAAAUUGAGAUGCUCUCCCAACUCCGCCACCGCCAUUUGGUGUCUCUCAUCGGAUAUUGCACAGAUGAAAAUGAGAUGGUCUUGGUGUACGAUUACAUGUCACGUGGGACCCUGGCCGACAAUCUCUACCACUCUAACAACCCGCCUCUGGCCUGGGGACAACGCCUCCAAAUUUGCAUUGGCGCCGCGCGAGGGUUGCACUACCUUCACAGCGGUGCCAAGGGCACUAUCAUCCACCGUGACGUGAAAAGCACCAAUAUAUUGUUAGAUGAGAAAUGGGUGGCCAAGGUUUCGGAUUUCGGGUUGUCAAAAAUGGGAAUGACCACCGCUUCCAAGACUCACAUCAGUACAAUGGUCAAAGGAAGUUUUGGGUAUUUGGAUCCAGAAUACUACAGACGCCAGCAGCUUACUGAAAAGUCUGACGUGUACUCAUUUGGGGUGGUUUUGUGGGAAGUAUUGUGUGCAAGGCCAGCGCUGAUGCAUAAAGUGGAGCCGAGGGAAAUGAACCUCGCAGAGUGGGCCAAAUUUUGCCAUGGAGAGGGAACACUUGAUCAAAUCAUUGAUUGUAACUUGAAGGGUAAAAUUGACGCCGAGUGCCUGGAUAGAUUCAUUGAGAUUGCUAUUAGUUGCAUUCAUGAUAAAGGAGUGGAACGACCUUCGAUGAAUGAGGUUGUGAGGGGGCUUGAAUUUGCAUUGCAGCUUCAUCAAAAAAGCAUUGCAAGUAAUGGUGACGGUGGCGUUAGUACUGAACAAGGUUGUGCUAGCAAUGAAUCCAUUCAAUGUAUAUCCGCGACAAUCUUCUCUGAAGUUGAUGAUCCGAAAGGAAGAUGACGCGUGCAACGUUUGGCCAAAAAGCAAUUGUAUUUGAAUACAAAACUAAUUCAAGAGAAUUAUGUUCCAACUGCAUUCUUAAUCACUGUACUCAGUACUAAACUGUCCGAAUCCGAUAUGAUUAGUUUCGACUUUGUACA